Molecule: messenger RNA, 1149 nt
Organism: Juglans microcarpa x Juglans regia
Lineage: Eukaryota; Viridiplantae; Streptophyta; Magnoliopsida; Fagales; Juglandaceae
Product: ethylene-responsive transcription factor 2-like
Exons: 1
Coding region: 141-929 (262 amino acids)
Biological process (GO): ethylene-activated signaling pathway; regulation of DNA-templated transcription
Molecular function (GO): DNA binding; DNA-binding transcription factor activity
Source: RefSeq, a predicted model, not a curated record
CCUCUCUCUCAUCCCCUAUAUAACUCCUUUCCAAACCCUUCCUUCCUACCCCAUCUUAUCUCUACCCUAACUCUACCUAUUCCAAGCUCUAUCGCCCACCGAAACUCAAGAACUUCCUGAGUCUCUUAGAUUGCACAGACAUGAACGAAGCUACCUUGGGUGACUUUGGUUUUCCUCAUCUUUGUCACCGAAGUUCCGGAUUUAUUGGUCUCUUCCCUUUCCUUACGGAACAGUGGGGAGACUUGCCGUUCCAUGUUAACGACUCCGAGGACAUGAUCGUCUACAACUCCCUCCGCGAUGCCGUCAGUUUUGGGUGGUCUCCCUUAGAUUUAAAGACGACGAACGUUAAAGCGGAGCCGGAAGAGCUGUCGGAGCUGCCUUCUAUUACGGGAAUUGUAUUGGCUCGAGAAGCUGCAUCGGCCAGGCAGUUGUACGCAAGUUCUUCUUUUAUUGAUCCGAAAAGCGAAAAUCAAUGCGAAAUUGUGACGGAGACGACGAAAAAAUACUUUCAGAAUGCUGACAGGAAAGUGAUAAGAGAGAGGCAUUACAGAGGAGUGAGGCGAAGGCCGUGGGGGAAGUACGCGGCUGAGAUACGUGACCCGGCUAAGAACGGCGCGAGAGUGUGGCUUGGUACGUACGAGACGGCGGAGGAAGCUGCGUUGGCUUAUGAUGUAGCGGCUUAUAGGAUGCGAGGCUCCAAGGCUCUGCUUAAUUUUCCACACCGGAUUGGCUCCGGUGAGCCCGAGCCUGUUAGAAUCACUGCUAAGCGCCGGGAUCCUGAGGCGGCUUUGGAUAGCGGCUCCCCGAAGAAGAGGAAAGGCUUGGCAGCUAACGAAGCCGAGUUAAAAAUAGAGAGAGAAUCGAAUGUGUUCCGGCUGGGAAACAAGAUGGGCCCACUUCCAAUUGCCGAGCAGUUAUUGGUUAGCUGACUCAGGAACAGAAUCAGUCUUCAUGCGCAAAGAAAAAAAAACAAAGAAACCACUGUGAGGUCUUUGUUUGGUCAUCGUGUACAAAGUAAAUUGCAAUGAGUCUUUGUUUAGUCAUCAUGUACAAAGACGAUGGCAAUGACUACGUGAAAAACGAUGCCACUAUAGUAUUUUCAGUGUAAUAUUCCUUCUGUUUAUUGUUAAAUUUGCCUUGUUUGGAAAU